CAGAUCAGUUCAGAUUGUAUUAAUAUGAUCACUUCUCAAUGUGUUUUGUUUAGGUAACGUGUGAAGGAGUGAGGUUAUAACAUUUUAAACCGGUGGCAGUUGUGCAGUUUUUAGAUAAAAGUGUAAUUACUUGUGUAAAGUGCAGUUUUAAUAAGUGAUUUUAGUGUACCAUGACUAAUUUGGAGCCUGUUCAUGCUCUUAAUUUAGAUUUGCCACAACAGCAGAGCUUUGUGAGAUUUUACGAAAGUCUACCCAAAAAACCAGCUUCCACAGUUCGAUUCUUUAGUCGUACCGAUUAUUAUACUGUUCAUGGGGAAGAUGCUGUGUUUGCUACGCAAGAACUAUUCAGCACGCAUCCCAUUAAAUACAUGGGGGAAACACCCAAACUUAGCUACCUGGUUCUGAGUAUUAAUAAUUUCGAAAAAUUCAUUCGUGAACUUCUCCUUGUUAAACAGUACAGGGUAGAAAUCUAUGUUAAACCUAAAGAGGGUAAAAAUAAUGACUGGGUCUUAAAAUAUAAAGGGUCGCCAGGAAAUCUAUCUCAAUUUGAAGACAUACUUUUCGAAAAUAAUCAGAUCGCAGUCAACAGUUGCGUUAUUGGGGUUAAAAUAUUCAAAAAUAAGAUGUUAGCUGUAAGUUGUGUCAAUAUUACAGAAGGUCAAUUUCAAGUUUGCGAAUUUAACGAUAACGAAUUUUUCACUGAGCUUGAGGCUUUGUUAGCCCAGGUUAGCCCAAAGGAGGCUAUCAUUCCUUCCGCUGAUACGGGAGACUUAAAAAAUCUUCAAAAGGUAUUAGAAAGAAACGGAGUGCUGGUAGUUAAAGCCAAAAAAAAUGAUUUUAACGAUGACGAUUUUGUCCAAGAUCUAAAUCGUUUAUUAUAUUUUGACGAAAAGCAGCAAAGAAACGCUCUGGCAUUUAGCGAAACUUCACUGAAAGAGGCAAUGGGCAGUCUUCAGGCCGUCGUGAGGUAUUUGAAUCUCAUAGCUGACGAACAAAAUUACAAUCAAUUCAGGCUUAGUAUGCUAGAUCUUCGUCGAUAUGUUCGACUUGAUAACGCCGCUGUGUACGGUCUAAACCUGUUGCCCCAAAUGGAACAGAGAGGUUUCAGUAAAAAGACUAACAGCAUUCUUGGCAUGUUAGAUAGUUGUUUGACGGUCCAAGGGAGAAGGUUGCUGGAACAGUGGGUCAGACAACCCCCUAGAGAUAUGAACAUAAUAACUGAACGUUUAGAAAUUGUCCAUGCUCUCGUUGAGAACUCAGAAUUUCGGGAAGUUCUCCGCGCAAAUCAUCUAUCCCAAAUUCCCGAUCUUUUGAUUCUUUCGAAAAAAAUGGUGAACAAAAAGACAACCCUUCGCGAUCUCUAUAGGGUGUAUCAGGCGGCAAACCAUGUUCCUGGGCUGGUGAAUUCUCUUCGAAAAUGUGAAAACAAAUACGUGAAUGCGGUUCUUGCCGAUCCCAUAGCCGAAUUCCUCGUCGAUAUGGAGAAGUUUCAGUCCAUGAUCGAGCAAACUAUCGAUUUGGAUUUGGUGGAUCGUGGAGAGUAUUUUCUUAAGCCUACUUUUGACGAAAAGUUAGGAGAAAUACACGACAAAAAGCAGCGACUGGAAGAAAAGAUACAAAAAGUGUUUAGGCGCGCUUGCGACGAACUCAACAUGGAAAAGGGCAAAGGGGUUAAAUUAGAAUGUAACGACCAACACGGUUAUCACUUUAGAGUCACUCUGAAAGAGGAAUCGAGUUUGAGAAAACAAAAGUCUUUCCAAAUCAUCGACUCUCUUAACAAAGGAGUCCGAUUCACGAACGAGAAACUGAGUGAAAUCAACGAAAGAUACAUGGAAUUGAAUAAAGAGUACGAGGAUGUUCAAAAGAAUUUGGUAAAAGAGAUUAUAGACGUUGCAGCUGGUUAUGCCGACACCCUCCGCAACCUAAACCACUACAUGGCAAAAGUAGAUGUGUUGGUAUCGUUUGCGACGGUUGCCGCAACCGCCCCCAUACCUUUCGUAAAACCGAAACUCCUUAAGGAAGGUUCGGGAGUUUUGCGAUUAAAAAAAGUCCGGCAUCCGUGUCUCGAACUGCAAGACGGCGUCACCUUCAUACCGAAUGAUACCCAUUUCAAGGACGGCCAGAAAAACUUCUACAUCAUAACCGGCCCGAAUAUGGGCGGCAAAAGCACUUAUAUAAAAAGCGUGGGGGUGUGCGUUCUUUUGGCCCACAUAGGAAGUUUGGUGCCGUGUGCGGAGGCCGAGAUAUCUUUGGUGGAUUGUAUUUUGAUGAGGGUUGGAUCGGACGAUUCUCAAUUGAAGGGGUUGUCCACGUUUAUGCUGGAAAUGGUCGAGACGACUGGUCUCGUCAGGAGUGCCACAUCGAAUUCGUUAGUAAUUAUAGACGAGCUAGGUAGGGGUACGUCAACGUAUGACGGGUUUGGCAUUGCUUGGGCUAUAGCAGAACAUUUGGCCAAAGAGGUUCGAUGUUUUUCCUUGUAUGCCACCCAUUUCCACGAAAUAACCCAUUUAGCUGAGAUGAUACCGGCGGUUCAUAAUGUUCAUGUGACCGCUGUGACCACCGAAACCACGAUAACCCCGUUAUACCAAGUUCGCGAAGGGGUGUGUGAUAGAAGUUACGGUAUCCAUUGUGCCAAAAUGGCCGAUUUUCCUCGUGAUGUAGUAGAGGAUGCCGCAAAAUAUCUCGAAGAACUCGAAAACAGUAACGGUAUGAAAUAUAUUAGGGAUUACGAGUUCAGUUUAAAAAAAAAGGAGAUACAGGAAGGGGAUGAACUAAUUAACGAAUUUUUGAGCAAAUGUAGACAACUCAAUGUUUCGGAAUUAUCGGACGAAGAAUUAAUCGCUUCAGUACAGAAAUUAAAAGAGGAAAUACUCAAGAAGAAUAACAUGUUCGUUAAAGGACUUAUGAAUUUAUAAUAAUAAGUGUUUUCAUUUGUCUUUUUACCAAUUCAUUUUUUUUUUGUCUUUUAAAUAACCUAAACAUUAUUAAAAGUAUUUUUUCGUAU
Messenger RNA from Agrilus planipennis (emerald ash borer), 3004 nucleotides. RefSeq names its product DNA mismatch repair protein Msh2 (gene spel1). Gene Ontology annotation, cellular component: nucleus; MutSalpha complex. The transcript has 10 exons. Lineage: Eukaryota; Metazoa; Arthropoda; Insecta; Coleoptera; Buprestidae. The record is from RefSeq and is a predicted model, not a curated record. Bases 171 to 2915 code for a protein of 914 amino acids. Gene Ontology annotation, molecular function: mismatched DNA binding; ATP binding; ATP-dependent DNA damage sensor activity. Gene Ontology annotation, biological process: mismatch repair; mitotic recombination.